Molecule: messenger RNA, 8714 nt
Organism: Tetranychus urticae (two-spotted spider mite)
Lineage: Eukaryota; Metazoa; Arthropoda; Arachnida; Trombidiformes; Tetranychidae
Source: RefSeq, a predicted model, not a curated record
UAAGUAAAAGUAAGAAUUUUUAACCUAAGUUGAAAUGCAUCGAAGUAAAUUAAUGCAAAUUGACUUGCAAAGUGAAGUUAUUUUUCCCAUUUAAUUUUGCCAUAGGUCUGACAGUAAAUGUCAAUAUGUUCUCCUUUUUGCCUUUUCUUUCUCCUCAAUUUCCCCCCUUACAAUUAUGACGGUUCCACCGAGAGGUCUUUAAAGCCUCAACUCACCAGAACUUUUGUUAUUUUUGGAACCAACUUGAACUCUUUUAGAAAUCAGGGAACUCUUUGAUUUGAACUUUGACUUUGAAACAUUUUUUGUGUUUGUUAUCAACUAUAGCCAACAUAACCAAUUUUCCUAUCUCAAUCAUCUCGAACUGAAAUCCAUUAUUCACCAGCAUAGACGAUUGUGUAUCUACUUGGUUUAACCAUCACAUUUAUCAAAUUGACAAUCAACCAUUUUACCCUACUCCAACUUCACUCAUCAUCAUUUCGCUUCACACCAUCUUUUGUUAUUGACAUUUUUUUCACCUUUACUAAAUCAGUAAACCUUUUGACGAUUUUCUGGACAAUACCAAAUUUACCAUCAAUCAUUAACCUAUUCAACUACAUUCAUCAUUCCAUCAACUAUUUCCAUUUUGCUGUAUCAAAAAGGUAAGUUAGGUCUGACAACCUCUUUUUGUAUCCUUCCACGCAUGUUUCAUUGAAUUUUAUCCUUUGAUUGAUUGUAACUGCUUAUUAUAAGUAAAUGCCAGAUUCGGCAACUUCAUCCGAUAUUCCUGAUCAACUUUCCGAAAGUCCCCUUGAAAGACUUUGUGUUUUGACUCCCGAAGAAUUGAAAGCCAUGAGAUCUUAAAUUUUAGUCCUCAGACCUCCGAAAUUAACUCCUUUUUAUGGGCAAAUUUCAGCUCAGGUUAUCAAAUUUCUUGACGAUUUCAAUACAUUUUCAAGUUCAUAUGAAUGGACUGGCGAAGAAAAAGUGAAGCGAGUAGUUAAUCAUUUAGAAGAUUCAGCUAAAGCUUGGUAUAAGCAAGAGGUUCAACCAAAAGUUCAAGAAAAUAAGAUAACGUGGCCUGAUUUUUAGAGCAGCUGGAACCUACGUUUUUACCAUCAAAAUAUGAAGAUUUUAUUAUUGAACAAUUAAACGAUCGAAAGCAGAAAAAUAAUGAGCCGGUUACAAAAUUUAUUAUCGAUGUAAAAGAUCUCUGUUUUAGACAGAAUGCCAAUAUGGAAGGUACAGAAAUUAUUUGGUAUCUUUUUAGAGGAGUAAAACUGAGUCUAAAAUCAGCUCUCUAUGCUGCUAAGUCUACAACUGUUUCCGAAUUCCGGGACAGUGCAAAAAAUUUAGAAAAAGGAAAUCAGUCUAGUUCUAGUGAUGAUGAACUUUCGAAAUUAAAAGAAAUGGUAAAUGAAUUAUAUGAUGGACAUAGAAAUAGAACUAGAUACCGUGAACCCCGAGUUUAUCAGACCGCAAUGUUGCAAAAUACUAGAGCACUUGAUAACCGCUCCGUCUGUUACUAUUGUAAUAAAUCUGGACAUGACCAGAUCAAUUGCCGUAAAAAGCAAUAUGGCUAACGAAAUAAUCAACCAAAUCGACAAAAUAAUAAUCAGCCUCGAAAUUACACUCGGCCGAAUUAUAAUGGUCAGCCCUUUCAUAGGUCUGACAAUACUUAUGGGCAAAGGUACCUUAGGUCUGAUAAUACUUACGGUCCACCUUAUCAUAGUUCUGACAACUAUUCCAAUCAGCCUUAUCAUAGGUCUGACAACUAUGCCGUUCAGCCUUAUUAUAGGUCUGACAAUCAAUACAAUUCAGCUCAAAACAGAUCAAACCCAGUUUACUCUAGAUCUUAUUUUAACCAAACGAUCUCAAGAUUAAACUCUGAAUUAAAUUUACCCUCCAAUACUCAACCAAAACAUACAUUUAACCCACAACCCACUCAACCUAAACUUCAGUCCCAAAUCCCGUCAGAUUGAGCUACCAAUCCUCAAGUUCAUUGCUUAUCGCCGGAUAAGAAUUAUGUUAUCAAUACAGCUUGGGUUAAUGAUCAGAAGGUGGAUUGCUUCAUCGAUACUAGAUCUGCUUUUUCCAUCAUCCGUAUUUCAGUCCUAAAGAACCCUCAGACCAUUAAACGAUAUGAAGGACCAAUGAUAAAAUCAGCGACUGGUCAUUUUCUCGAGAUACUGGGGAAAACCCGAUGUUUAAUUAAAGUAACUGGAGUUGCUCAGUCAAUAUGGACUAAUAUUAUUGUAGCAAGCGACAACUUUUCGUACCCUUUAUUAUUAGGGAACAAUUACAAUCGGAUGGCCGAUAUUCAAUUGGACUGGCAAAAUAUGACAAUCAGACCCCAGAUCAACCAAAUGGAAACAGAUAAGUCUGAUUCUUUCUCAAUUGAUCAAUCCGAAUUUACUUAAUUGAAUCAGUUCGGUUUUCAUUAUGAUAAUGGAGAAGGAUUAGCCCCUCUCGAUUUUUCUAUUAUCAACAGUGAUGAAAAUCAACGAUGCCUUACUUUGACCUUUGAUCCGUAUCAGUUUUAGUCGAAAAACAGUGUUUAUUUAUAUCUAAUUAUAAUUUCGAAACAUUGAAUUGAUUAAAAUUCGCAUUCAAAAGUUAAUAAUUGUCAUUCAGAACGAGAAAUUGAGAAAAAUUGAGCUUUCGAUAAUCGAAUACAUUUAACUAUCGUACAUCUGAAUCCCUACUAAUAUUUGUUUGAUUUGUAAGAUUUGUUAUCGGAUCCUAAAAACAAAAAAAAUAUAAAGAAGAUACAUUUCUUCAAUAAGUAAAGUAAAUGUAUUGAAAUAAUUAAGUUAAAACGUGCUUUCAAUUCAAAGUUUCUUUAAUGAUUAAAGAGAUUUUAUUAAGUUUCAUUUUCGUAAUGCUUUUAACCAAUUUUCUCGUUCACAGUUUUAUAAUCCUCGGCAAUUACCUAUUUCACGAGCAUGGCCUCUUGCCAAAUGUUGUGAUGAAUUUGACCAACGCUUGGUCAAUCUGAAUGAACAGGUGAAAUCACACCAACGACAUUUAAGUUUACCGCCUUGCAUCUCAAACACCCCAAUCUGGGUCAAAUACCCCAAUCUGGGUCAUUCUCCAUUUUAUUGGCUAAAAAUAUAAACUCGUGAAUUCCAGUAUCACGCAUUCGUUUUAUUAAGCGACUUAAAAUACCCUUUUCAGAUGGGGGCGCCGGGUCCAAUCUGUCCAAGAGAACACAAUCCAGAAGUCUUUCUUCUUGUUCGAAAUCAAUAAACCCUGCAAGGUUGUCAGGAAGCUGUUAAAAAAGAGAAAGAAAUUAUAAAUACCAUGAAAGAAACCGAUCAUCGUCAGACUUACCUUUGCGACGUCAUCUAUGAUGAAAACAAACAAGAAAUGAGCUUAGAAUUAGUAAGAAAACCAAGAAGUAAAUCAAUUACUGAACUGUAAUAGCAUAAAAAGAGUAACAUAAAAGAAAGACGGAAGUUAAAGGGGGGAGGUCAUGAUCUUUGACCAAUAUGGCUGCCCAAUACAGUGGCGCCAUCUAGUGCCCCUUGGUUAAUUUAUGGUGAAAGACGAAAGUGCGCUAAAUGCAAAUGUUUAAAAGAAAUCAAAAUGUUGUUUAUAACGUUUUAAAUGUCUGUCGACGUAACUAAUCAGCCAAAAAUGAGCCUCGUCACUAAAAACUGUUUGUUGGACCAGGAAAGUUUCUCCUGUUGUAACUCCAAGCAAGCUGGAGCAAAAUUCCAAGCGCUGUUCUUUUGCGUGGUCGCUUAAUCUUUGCACACCAGUAACUUUAUAGGGGUACAACUUAAUUGCUUUGCGUAGUACAGCUUGUAAUGAGGUAUAGGGAAUACCUAAAAUUGGAGCUGCUUUCCUAAUUGAUGUUCUAGGAUAUCUCGUAAAGUAAUCCCUUACUCUUGCUAUAACUUUAGGAGUGUUAUACUGAGCGGGUCGGCCACUUUCUUUUCGCAUGUCGCAUAAAACACCUUUUUUAAACUUUUGCACCAAGCUGUAGGAAAAACAACGUAAUUAGAAUUGUUUUACUGGUUAUUUAUGGAACUUACCGUUUGAAUGAACGCCUAGAUGGCAAUUUAAUGUUGCGGUAUUUUGAUCUUAAUGCUCUCAAACCUUCCUCAGGACUUUCGUUCCUUUUAUAAAAAUGUUCAAUGAAAUAACCUUUUUGUUCGAGUGUUAAAUCAUUCAUUUUAAGAGUUAUUCUGCAUGAAAAUAGCACAAAAAUAAGAAGAAAUUUGCAAAUUACAACAGGAACAAGAAAACAGACAAAGGCCUUUGUUUCCGAUUUUCUCAAGAAAAAUCAUAGAGGGCAGCACCCGACAAUUUUAGCGGUCAUUUUAAAAUUUGGAUCAGUCAAAAAUUAACAAUUUUGAAGCAUUUGUCAAAAUUAGCAAAAAAAUCGGAUUUUCAAUGUAAAUUUCGGUUUGGUCAUAAUCGCAGUCGGUUGUGCACGGCGGUAUAACGCCGAGGAGAGAAGAGUAGGAGAGAGAGAGUGAGAGUGUUAAAUUAAGAGAAGAAUCAAUUCCAGAAGCUGAAGACUUAAUGAAUAAAAUCUGAAGAUCCAACUCGGUUUAUAUACUAAUUCUUCAUCAAGAUAACUUAUCGGUCAUAAUCUUAAGUGCUUUUCUGGAAAAAAAACCACAAAUUUUUGUUUACCUUAUUGAGACCUGAAUCAGAUAAGAUAAAUCAUCAUGAUUUAUCUAAUCUUCAAAUCAAAAUGUUACCCCCGGGCUAUAUGAAAUUAUUAGGAAAUUUUGCUCGCAAGUUAAUUGAUUUCAUUAAUCUCGUGUAUCAAAUGAUAUCUCUUAACUCGCGAGUUCACGGCAAAUAAGGAACUGUUUAAUCUCGAAAGAUCAGCCCCGGGCGUUUAAUUUUCCUUAUUCUUUAAUCAAUUAGUUUCUUUCUAAAAGUAUCAUGUUUCUUCAUUUACCUCUUUAACUUUCUGAGUCUGAAACAGCAUCAAGGUUUGAUUUUCUUUCUUUUUAUUGGACCUUCACUUUGUGCUCGAAGCGUAUGGUCUCUUUUGUGCUCGAAGCGUAUGGUCUCUUUUGUGCUCGAAGCGUAUGGUUUCCAACUACUAAGGUAAAAGAAAGUGAAAAAUAAAGAGAAAUAGGUAGUGGGAUGGGCAAUAGUAUAGGUAAAAGGGGUGGUAUUAAGGUAUAGGUUAGGGUAUGCGCAAAGGGAUAGUCAAAUGUAAACAAAGGAAUACAGGGUAAGUUAAAAGUAAGGCUAAGCGAAUAAAGGUAAAGGUAUGAAAGAGGUAAAGGUAAAGGUGAGGAAAGCAUAGGAAAAGUAAGCUAAAUUGUAAGGAGUUACUUACUUUUUUCUUUUUGUUUUGCCGUUGGAUCGGUAUUGAUUAUGUGUUGCAUUAGUGUUGGUGUGGUAACUAAAAAUAAAAAAGUUAGAUGAAAUAAUACUUAGAAAAUGCAUGCAUAAAAAAGAAAAGAAACUUACUUUGGGGCCAAUUGACUUGUAGAUGUUUUGUUGGUGUUGUUGCUGUAACGAAAAAAAGUUAAACAAUGAAUAAACAAAAAAGAAAUUUAAGAGAAGAAUGGUCAAUGGAGCUUUGGUCAAUUUUAUGAAUAAAAUAUCGAUUAAAAGUGAGUUAUCUUGUGUAUCUGUACUACUACUAUCUGAAUUGUUAGUUUCAGACCCAAAGUACAGUUUCAAACCAAUGUAUGUAGGAAUUCUAGUUUCCUCAGCUGCAAAGUGGAUAAAACCAAAUGCAUUGAGACGAUAAUUUAUAUAGACGAGUAAAACAUCAUGUAAUGAAAGCAUUGGAAGUCCUCCAAUAACUCCAGAUCGUGUUGUAAGUCCACCGUUAUGAAUCCAGAAAAGUACUGGUCGUUGUUUGACUGAUGAUUUAUUAAAAGUUGAUUCAGUUACAUAAAUAUUGAGAUAGAGACAGUCUUCACUGGUACUUCAUAGACCACUAUCUGGUUGAAGACAAGCUGGACCUGGAUCAGCCACUGAUUUAACCUCAGUCCAUGGGUCUGGUUUAACUGCUAACUGUAAUCUUAAUUUGUCAAUGGGAGGCUUUGCAUAAGGAAUACCUAGAAACUGGUAGACAUCAAUCAAUUCAAACAAUUUGCAAACAAAACUGUUUUAUUCAUCUACGUAAAUAAAUAUUUAAUUUAGAUGGAAAGCAUAAGGUGGAACUAAUGAUUGAAACAAAGCUCUCCUCUCUUCAGUGUAAUUUCUUGAUACUGUUAUACAUCUGAUUAUAUCCAAAAUUUUUGCCUCAUUUUCCUCAAUUUAAAUUAUUAAAUUAUUAUUAUCAGUAAAAUAUUUAAUUUGUGGUUCUUCAUAUUUUUUUUCAUUGAAAUCUGUGGAUUAUUAAAGUGCAGGUGCCUUCCCUCAAAUCUUAAUUCAUUGAAUCGCGAUUAAUUGCUUAAAUUGAAAAUGUCAGAAAGAAGAUUUCAAGGUGUGAUGCCCAACCAUUUCAUAGAUAACGACAUAUUGAGAAUUUUAAUUUCAAUAAAUGGUUGAUGGAAGUCACCUUGAAUAACUUGAAAAACUAAGUUUUAUGCAAUUGUAAUCGUCUCCAGAUGUAAUCGUUGUAUUGAAGGGUUGUCUACGGGUGCAGUUGAGGUUGAUAAGAUUAUUGUGAAUUUUGUGAGUACCAAGAAAACUAUCUAAUAAUCUUGAGAAAGUUUUGAUCAUUAACAGUAUAAUAUUGAAUUUACAGAAUGAAUAUCUGUUAUUUUUUGCGAAAAGACUAACCUAUGAAUAGUGAAGUCUAUCCAAUAUAAAUUUCAAUAUUUUUGCAACAAAUAAGUUUUUGCGACACCAUAUUCAACAUUGUGUUGAAAUUGGAUAACGUCUUCAAAGUUCAAGUAUUAGCCUUCCAAUUAGAGUGAUCAAAAUGGUCAAAAUUACUUCCAAAGAGGUUUGCGAACUUGUUAAACUUUUGAGAAUCGAUGUUUUUUACUUUUUAGCAACUUUAAGUGGUUCUUUGCCUGGAUUUGCUUUCAACCAACUGUUGCAGGAUAAAUAUUGUGUCAACAAAUAUUCAAUCAAUGAAAGUGUCUGUUUAAAUUUGGAAACUGCUGGACCUGAAUAUGAUACAGUCAGGAAUGAUGUAUUGAAAGACACAACAACACUUAAAAUGUAUGUUACUCUGAUGAAAGCUAUACCAACGAUAAUCUUGUCAGCCAUUUUAGGUCAUUGGAUGGAUAAAUAUCCUGGUCAUCUCCGGUAUCUUUCUGGUGUAGCAUCUUUAGCAAUCGUCUUUCAAAACAUUAUGAUUAUACAUCAAUGUUUACACUUUGAAAUGGGUGUUGACUCAUUAUUGUGGACAUAUUUGUUUCCAGUUUUAACUGGAAGCGAAAUAAUUAUAACAGUAGGAACCUUUACUUAUGCAACAAGAAAGACACCAGCAAAGUUUCGAGCUGUUAGGUUUACAAUCAUCGAAAUUUUCUUAUUUGCAACUUUUCCGGUUUCAAGUCUACUGGGAGGAGGCAUUCUAUCGACUAAACCAUGGUUCCCGAACCAGCUUCGUAACUACAUUGGAGUUUAUAUCAUUUCAUCUGUAUUAGCGGUUUUCGCGGCUAUUUGGGUUAUGUUGUUGCUAUAUGACGCUGCUGACGAUGAGGUUGAAACAGACGAAUCUCAACCAAAUGGUGAUACUUCAAGUUCUGAGAAUAAUGAAAACAAGAAGAAAACAGUGAAACAACUCAUUUAUAAUAUAAUCAAACCAGACAAUAUUUUCCAUGCAAGUCGCACUGUUUUCAAAAGAAGACCAAAUAAUGCUCAUUGGUAUUUGAUAUCAACGAUAUUGACUGGUAUUAUAGCAAAUAUCUGUUAUUCUGGUGAUCAUUCCAUAGGGUACCAGUUUAACCAACAAGUUUAUCAUUUUAAUGCUGAACAAAUGGGAGUUUACGGUGCCAUUUUCAUCAUCUUCCCUGCUCUGGGUGUAAUUAUUGGUCCUCCGCUAUUCAUUCAUAAAAUGAAACUUCAUGAUAGCUCAUUGGCCAUAAUUGGUAUUGUUUCAAUUAUGGUGGCUUUCCUUGCCAAGGGUUUUAUUCUUAGUCGCCUAGCCUUUUUAUUUAUCAUAUUUGGAUCUUUCGCUGGUGUUAUAUUUGUUGCCGAUCGUUCAAUCAUUUCUCGAAUGAUUCAUAAAGACGAGAUUGGACAAGUUUACGCAUUUUCAUCAGCUAUUGGAGGAUUUAACCAAUUGCUAUCAGCGCUAUUCUACACCACAGUAUUUAAAGCAACAUUGGACUACAAUCCUGGUCUUGUGUACAUAAUUACUGGUUUAUUAUUCACCAUUCCUUUAGCCAACGCUAUUUUGCUCAACAUAAACAAGCAGAAAUGGGAUUUAGUUUUGAUUGCUGAAAAGGGAAAGGAAACUCAAGAAAGUUCGAGCUUUCUAUCAGAUGAAAGAUAACAAAGUUGGUCUACGCAACGGACAUGAUUAUUUAUCUCCACGUCUUCGCCUUUAGCUUCUGAAUAUUAUGCUUUGGCUGCACGAGAUUGGUCAAAUUAAUUUGCAGUUAAUUCUCUGCAAAUUUAUAAAUCAGUGGUUAUCUGAUGAGCACCAAAUUCAUAGAUUGCUAGCAAUUUCAGCAUAAAUGAUUUUCGCUAUUGAUUGAUGAAAAUUUAUAAUACUUUCAACAAUUUUAAACUAAAAGAGACUUUAAUGUAUUAUGUUCUUGAUAUUUAAAUGAAUGAAAACUCUCCAUGAGCAAGCAAAUUGAAUGACUCUGAAUAAGGUUGUAAUAUAUUAUAAAAAGUAAUAAAAAUGA